Stegastes partitus (bicolor damselfish) is the source of this 785-nucleotide messenger RNA. RefSeq names its product ankyrin repeat and SAM domain-containing protein 6-like. The record is from RefSeq and is a predicted model, not a curated record. NCBI's taxonomy places the organism in Eukaryota, Metazoa, Chordata, Actinopteri, Pomacentridae. The transcript is spliced from 4 exons. Gene Ontology annotation, molecular function: NF-kappaB binding. The annotation marks the transcript as partial. Gene Ontology annotation, cellular component: cytosol. Gene Ontology annotation, biological process: cellular response to tumor necrosis factor.
GUGUUUCAAUAGACAGACAUCUACAUUUAGAUUUCGUUCGUAAAUAUGCUUGGAAACUGUAGCUGGUUGAUGGUCGUGAUGCUCAUAAAGUAUGCAAGAAAAAAAUUAAACAUUUCUAUCCUGAUGAAACUAGUGUCUAUAACGAUAACGAGGACCCACUGAACAGUUCGAUGACAAUGAUAUGAAUCAUAUGCUACAGCUUUCUGCCUGCUUUUGCUGAUUCUGCUUCUUUAAACAUUUUGGAUCAGCCGGCAAAUAGUUGUAUGUGUGUUUAAAGGUCGCUGUGGCUCAGCAGCUGGUGGAGCGUGGAGCCGACCCAGACCGAAUGAACGUUCUGUCCAAAACGGCCUUUGAACUGGCCAUGCAGCUGAAACAGAGAGACGUCAAGGCCUAUCUGGACUCCAUCACCACCGUCCGACCCCAGACAGACGAUGAGAGAAGAAGACCAGAUGUGUUCAGUGCUCUCAAACUGGGAAACUCGCAGCUCGUCAAAGAGAUCCUGGAGGAGGACCCAGCUCAGGUGAAUUCAUCCAAUCAGGAAGGAGCGUCACCUCUCAUGAUGGCGGCGGUGAGCGGGCAGUUAGAGGUGGUGCAGCUGAUGGUGGACAAGAAUGCCGACAUCGACAAGCAAGAUGGAGUCCAUGGGUGGACCGCUUUAAUGCAGGCCACGUAUCAUGGCAACAAAGACAUUGUUAAGUACCUGCUGAGUCAAGGGGCUGAUGUGAACCUCCGGGCUAAGAAUGGGUACACAGCCUUUGAUCUGGUGAUGCUGCUCAACGACCCAG